AUGGCAGACUUAGAGAGGAGUGGAAAAGGUGUGGAUUGCAGAGAGAUAGGAGGAAUGGAAGUAGCGACCCUGGAAGACCUUAGAAAAAUGAUUGGAUUAUUAGAGAGAGCAAAGGAGUCAAGUCUAAAGAGGCUGGAUAGGGCAUUUUCACUAAUGGAGAAGAACUUUGAAGGAUUGAAGGCAAGAUUUAACGAGGGAGAUUUAUCGUUUUUGGAUUAUCGUAUGUGUGAUGUGGAUCUUCCUGAAAUGGAGGUGGAUCCAACUGAGGAAGAAAUAAAUGAUGUAGUGAAUGGCUUUUUGAGGAGAGUUGUGGAAGCAGGCAAAAUCCAGCUCAAGCAGUUAAAGAGAGAGCUGAGUGAGGUGAAAGAAGUCACAGAGAGUAUAGUAGCUUCUAAGGUUAGUGGUGAAGACGAGCAAAUCUUGGAGAGCCCAAAGCCAAAGAAAACCAAGGAUGAGAGUGGGUUUGUAGCGAGUAUGAAACGACUUUGGGAGAACAAGACACCUAAGCUUUCUUCAAUUUGGAGGAGGAAUGAAGAAAGUAAGAACCCAGUUGGAACGAAGUUAGGAAUAACCAAAUUAGAUAAUAUGAACAUUUUGGACGGUUUGUUGGCUAAAAGUGAUGCAGAAAGAGAUGUUGAUAUAAAGGUGGAAGUUAAUUCCAUUGUAGAGUCAGCCCCAGAAACAAAGACAGAGAUGACUUCUAGGAAAGAACCAUCAUUCAAGUCUAUUUCCAACGAGGAUGUGAUAUCCCCAGGGCCUCCAAACGCUAUUAUGUCUAUGGGAUUGUCUCCACUUCAAAGCCCUCCAUUACUGGCCCUUACUCCUUCGACUCCAAUUCCGAUUGUCCCUACUGCAGUAUCUCAUCAGACCCAGAGAGAGGGAGUUGUAGGAGGAGAAGGAGGAGAAAGAGGAGGAGGAGGUGGAUGUGGAGGUGGAGGUAGAGGGAGUUCAAUCUCAAAGGUUCAGGGAGAAGUCUUAUCAGAGGAAAUUAUAAGGACUUCAGUAGCCAUUGGUUCGGGGGAGGUUGAGAAUCAUGCCGUAGUAGGGAAAGAAAGAGUCUCUAAAUCUACUACAAACGCUAAUGAGGAUUCACCCCUGCCUCCAAGACCAAUCAGAAGGCAAACCAGUGAGCGGAUACAAGAAAAAGGUAUUGAGGAGAUUACCGAAGGAGAGCAGACUCCAGUUCUUAAGGGAGGACUUGAAGGAACCCCUCUGGAUAAGAACAGAGUAGAAAUGGGAGAGAAUGGCUUUGUUAGGCCAGAGAGGAUUAGCCACGUAAAGAAAAGUGGACUGAGGUCCAUUUUACACCAUUCUGCAAAUAGGGUUCCUCCAGGCCAGUCAAUAGCCUCUGGAACUGGAGAGAACAACAAUGGUAGUGGGGGAAGUAGUAAUACUAUCAGACAGAGCAGAGGAUCUACGGCUUUCGGCCAUUUGGUGAAGACUCCAAUUAACAAAGGAUUUUGCAGUUCAGAAACAGAGGGAAAGGACAAACUUAGAAUAGGAGAGAGCCCCUGUAGGAGAUACCAUAAACGUCUGAAACUACUUCCUCCCGUGAAUCCCGAUGAAUGUUACGUUUUAACAGACAGUGAGGAUGAACAACAGGGCUGUGGGACAGAAGGAGGAGGUAGCGGUGGACUCAAGACUACGAAGAUACAGAAGAAGAUUCCUCUUUGGGCAAGAAGUAUGAACUGGAUCCCAAAAAUGAAGGAACAAAGAAAUGUAGACCCAUUCAGCAUCUUUGGAGACUCUUGUAUGUUCAUGGAUUUGGAAGAUGUAUUCCAAAGACCCUGGUACAUUUCCACUGUUGCUAGGGACAAUAGGAUCAAGUCGUGGCAAAACGACAGAGUUACAUCUCUUAAUUGGAGCGAAGACUCUCUGACUUCAGACGAACUCAGACAAUACAAGGUGAGAAUGAAUCUCUACAUCGACAAAUCUAAUGAAGUAUACGUUACAGAACCUUGCUUCACUCCUUCCCCAAAUCCCCUUGCUAAUGGAGCAUGGAACCAUAUCAACAAACAAAGAAUCAACAGUGGAAACACAACAGUCAUCCGAAAAGCUCUCAACCUUUCUAUCCACAGAUUUAACAACAGCAUUUCCAGCAAACUUGCUUCUUUGAACAACUCCUCUCUUCAAGUUCACGCACCUCUCGCAUCUUCCUCUUCCGCCUCAUCCAAACUCAGUGAAACUACCUCCUUAAACAACCUACAAGACGAUGAAAACUCUAACAUCGAAAACAACAACAUUGCUAAUUUUCUCUCAAAGCCAAAAAACUCAUCCAAAGAUGCUCCUGACACACUCCACCCCCCUAUCAUCAGUAACUCGUCCUUCCUUCAAUAA
This is a messenger RNA of Cryptosporidium ubiquitum, 2337 nucleotides long. RefSeq lists its product as uncharacterized. The record is from RefSeq and is a predicted model, not a curated record. The coding region runs from base 1 to 2337 and encodes 778 amino acids. Lineage: Eukaryota; Apicomplexa; Conoidasida; Eucoccidiorida; Cryptosporidiidae. The transcript has a single exon.